CCCUGGUUUAGUUGCAAUACCAAACAAUUGCAGUUGGAGAACGAAAUGAGCGCGGGAAAACGUGGAGCCUUGAUAAUAUUCGAAGGAUGCGAUCGCAGUGGAAAGACCACUCAAAGCCGCCUCCUGGUUGAGCUCUUGAAAUCCCAGGACGUUCCCGUCCAGGCCAUGAACUUUCCGGAACGCACUUCCAGCAUUGGCCAGGUGAUAAACUCCUAUCUAACCAACAGCAAGGACCUGUCGGAUGAGGUUAUCCACCUGAUGUUCUCCGCCAAUCGCUGGGAGCACAUGAACCAGAUGAAGCAGAAGCUUUUGGAGGGCAAAACCCUGAUUGUAGAUCGAUAUUCCUACUCUGGAGUGGCUUAUAGUGCGGGCAAGGGAUUGGAUUUCGACUGGUGCUAUGCCCCGGAAAGAGGGCUCCUAAAACCAGAUGCAGUUUUCUACCUGAGAGCUCCGGCCAGUGACCUUGCGAAUCGGGGCCAAUACGGUGAAGAGCGUUACGAAAAGGCGGAGUUCCAGGAGCGUGUGGCCAAGGUAUUCGAUCGCAUCUGCUCCAAGGAGGCCAGCUAUUGGCACCAGUUCGAUGCUAGCCAGCCGGCGGAGGAUUUGCAUGCCCAGAUAGCCAGUAUUACGGAUGAACUACUGCCCAAAGUGGCCAACCAGCCCCUGGAUAAGUUAUCAUAGCGCUGGGCCAUGCAUCGCCAUUCAUUAGAGGGGAUUUACCUUGAUUUAUGCAAUACACGGGUGUUUGUAAUAAAUGUUUUUAAAUGGCGCUUAA
Drosophila subpulchrella is the source of this 775-nucleotide messenger RNA. RefSeq names its product thymidylate kinase. The record is from RefSeq and is a predicted model, not a curated record. Gene Ontology annotation, molecular function: ATP binding; dTMP kinase activity. Gene Ontology annotation, cellular component: cytosol; nucleus; mitochondrion. Gene Ontology annotation, biological process: dTTP biosynthetic process; dUDP biosynthetic process; dTDP biosynthetic process. NCBI's taxonomy places the organism in Eukaryota, Metazoa, Arthropoda, Insecta, Diptera, Drosophilidae. Bases 46 to 681 code for a protein of 211 amino acids. The transcript is spliced from 3 exons.